CGUGGUGGCGGCGCGGCCCAUGUGACCGGCCCUCCCCGGCCGCCGCGGCUCAUCCCCCGCCCGGCGCAAGUCCCCGCCCGCCUCGCCCCCAGCGCAGCGCCGCGCUCUCCUGCGUGCAGCAGCCGCGCACCGCACCGCAGGCAGCCGCCGCCCGGCACCCGGCGCCAUGGCUUCUGGAGUAACAGUGAAUGAUGAAGUCAUAAAGGUUUUUAAUGACAUGAAAGUAAGGAAAUCUUCAACCCCAGAAGAGAUUAAAAAAAGAAAGAAAGCCGUUCUCUUCUGCCUAAGUGAUGACAAAAAACAAAUAAUAGUAGAGGAGUCCAAGCAGAUACUGGUUGGUGACAUUGGCGAUACCGUGGAGGACCCAUAUACAGCCUUUGUCAAGUUGCUACCUUUGAACGAUUGCCGGUACGCUUUGUAUGAUGCCACAUACGAGACAAAGGAAUCUAAGAAAGAAGACCUGGUAUUUAUAUUCUGGGCUCCUGAAAGUGCACCUUUAAAAAGCAAGAUGAUCUACGCAAGCUCUAAAGAUGCCAUUAAAAAGAAAUUUACAGGUAUUAAACAUGAGUGGCAAGUAAAUGGUUUGGAUGAUAUUAAGGACCGUUCAACACUCGGAGAGAAAUUGGGAGGCAACGUGGUAGUUUCACUUGAAGGAAAACCCUUAUAAAGACAGACAAGUGCCAUCUGGAUCUAAGGAGCUUCCAUUUCUGCAGCUCGUUCAAUUGGAAUAGUAUUAGUCCCCCCGUCCCCUUCCCUCCUCAAAAAAUAAGUCCCUUUCCUACUGCCCCUGAAGGAGAUGUCAUUGUUAGGCAGUCUACCAGUGAUUGCCAUUAGACUGUUUAAUCCUGGUAGUUUUAUGUAGGAUUCAAGGAAUGCUUUCACAUCAUACUCUUAGCCAAAACUGACGUUGCGGGCAUUCCUUGCAACAUGUACAAUGAAUGUGAUAGUUAAUGUGAAUAGUCUAGCAGACAGCAAAGGGUAAGCUAAUUGAAUGCCUUGAAAGUAUUGUCCACUGAUCGGAUGGUAGACUCUAUACAGUAUUACUUACAGUUGCACUUGAUUGCAGUUCCAUGAGGCUCUUGUGCAUCCAUACACCUCACCUGCCUUGACAAGCCUAUUUUUGUGACAUGGCAGCACACAACACUAUGCAUUUAAAGCACUUUUUUUGUAAUAUGUUUGACCUGCCCCUGUCCCCAAAGGAAUGCCAAUUAAGUUGCUGUAACUGUGUCAUCAGAUUAUUGUAGUACCUCAGUUUCAUUCCUGUUACAUGCAUAUCUUUAUAAAUGAAGUAGCUGUUACGAUGCCUUUUGUUUUCCAUUGAAUGUACACUACUGAACAGGAGUAGAAGUUAUCUGUUUUUCUGUGAGUCUUGAAACACUAAAGUUUUGUAAAACAUCAGUCAUGGUGGCAAUUUCUGUAUUAAAAAGAGCCUUAAAUGGAACAUUGUUUUUUGAGAUCAAAAACUGGCCACGUUGCAAUAAAACUUGUGGCUUAUUACAGAACGUUGCCUUGUUUUCAUUGGAAAGUAGAGUUUUUAAGGAUGUUCAAUUUAAGCAUAUUGGAAAUGACUUCCAUGGAAAGUAUUGUAAAGACAGGCGUGGAUCUUACCUUAAUGCAAGUUUCUCAUUCCUCCUAAACGGGAUUUAGGCGCUGCUUUACAAUACUUUUUGGCUCUGUUCUGAUCAUUCGAUAAAGGACCCAAUCCUAGUUUACGUUUCAGGUGAAGAAGCUGCCACUGCUAGAGACCAUUAGUUCCAUGAGACACUUGUGUCAGAGAUGCAAAAACACGAUGCUAAUAACCACGCGGUGUGUUUCCUACCUGAAUGUUCUUAAAGUUCUACACGUCAGAGUAAAAACCUUGCACCAGCUCCUGCAGCUCGCCAUCGUGUUUGGUAAGGCCAUGUAUACUGACAAGUGGGUGCAAAAUACGAAGCUGGUAAAUAACUUUUUGUUUCUGGAAUGUUGCCAUUAAGAGGGACUUGGUACAAGAAGUAGCCUAAAUGAACUGUUCUGCUUGUUGGCUUCUAUGUAAAUAGAACUGGAAAGUGUUUGCCACUACCGAGGCUUGCUCCGGGAACGUGUUUUGGCCGGGAGCCAGAUAAUGCUCUCCUUAUAGAGAAUUUGAUCUGCUCUGUGUGAGCAAUCCUCCGUUGGCCAGAGCUAUUUAUGGCAAACACAUGCUUUUGUAUCUUGUCAUCGUUAUCCACAAAUGGCAAAACUGGACAUGAUUCUCCCGGUAUGCGUGAAAGAGCGCUCUUAGGCGGCCGCUCGCAGCUAAGCUGUGCGUGCUGCUACAAGGAAUGCUUUUUAUCAUUACCUGAUUUUAAACUGAGGGGCUUUUAAAUGAGGGCCCUUUAUGUUCAGUCCAUAGCCCUUUUUUCAACGAGGAAGCAGAUCAUAAUAAAACCAUCUUUUUUUCUUUUUUUUUUUCCCUCCUUUUCCUUUUUUAAUAGUUUGGGUAACCUAAUGUGUUCAGGCUGUCUUGUCCUGUAGAACUUUAAGACUUUGUUUCAGGCUUCUGGCUGUCGCUAUGACUUGCACACCUCAUUGUAUUAGCCAUUCUAUGUAGACAAAACUUUACUAGAAUUUAACUAAAAAGGCAUGAUGACCACUGACUUAAUAAGUGUAUUAACGAGUCUUGGUUUUGUUCUACCGAACUCUCCUUUCAGAUAGCUUUUAAGGUUGAGAAGUAACUGAUGGUAUGCAUGUUUUCUAGGUAAAAGAAACCAAACCUUUUUAUUCCUCAAAAUAGUCUAUUUCUGAUGAUUUGCGUUGUGUGCAAAGCCCAGUUUAAUGUAAAGAUCUACUUUUUGCUUUCUGUUUGACUUGAGUUCAGUACAGUAUGAUGAAAUUACAUUUUAACUGAUUUUUCGCAAGGUUAUCAGUGGUUUCUUUAGAAAAAGCCAAAACUGAAAGUGUUAAAUUUUAAUAAACCAUGUCAAUUUCACUUAAGACAGUAAACUUUUUAAAGCAGUACUGUGUUUAAAUUUAUUGUUUGUCUCUGCUGCAAACAGUCUGGGAAGAUGUCUGUGGCUUCUAAGUUGGCUUUUAAAGGUUAUUUUUCUUUUUAUAAUUAGCUUAAAUGUAUAUUCACUCAGUCUAAGUAGGUAUAAAAUUGAAGCACAAACUGUAUUUAUGUCAGAUUCCUACCAAAACAAGUUUUGGAUCCAAAAGGAUCAGCCUGCCUUCAGUUUGUUCUUGAAAUGACCGACUGACUGACUGAUGUGAGGUCCAAUUCAGAUGGCUUGCUUUAAAAAAAAAAACAAAAAGCAACAAUAAAGUGCUACAGAACUGUUACUGUUUGAAUUAUAAAACAAAUGAGAGACAGCUGGCAUCUGUUCCAAAAGAGUUUGUCAGCUGUUGUUUUCUGUCAUUAUGCAAAAUGGUGAGGGCCUCAUUGUGAUUGAGAAGUGGAGGAAAAUCCUCUGAGUUUAUAUCUUCUCUGUAUCUCUGUGUAGACGUGACUUUUGGGUAUCUUGGCUUCAGUUAUUUUAUUGAUAAAGAGAUGUUAAAUGAAGUUUUCAUGAGAGUAGCUUGUGCAGCAAUGGCAUUUUUCUUCCAAAAAAACCACCCACUUCCAAACCAGCAGUUUUUCUGUUUGAUUUGGUGAAUGCUGGAAGAGGUAUAGAUAGAUGUAUGGGUUCGAUUUCUCCUGAAAGGGGCAAUCGAUCCAAGACUGGGGUGAGCAGAUGAGGUUUAUGCUGUGGCAAUCUUAAAAAUGCAAAGCUUUAAUUGGUAUGAACUUGAGUGGGAUAUUCACUCCUAGUCGGAUCAUUAAAUGGAUGUUGAGUACGUUCAGUUAAAACCCAAAGUAUUUCUCUAUGCAGAUGAGUCUUUUCUCUGCUGUACUGUUCCCUCAGAAUGAGUGACUGACUACAGCAAUUGCCACAAUUUGAUGAUAAGCUUUACUCUCGUAUGCCAAUUCCAGUAUAAACCAAAUUUUCAUGUCUGCCUAUUUUUUAUAAACUUCUGUAAGUUCCCCUUAGUUUGUGGUGGUGAGUUAAUGGUUGUAGAGUGAAAACACGGCACUAACAGUGGAUGAAAGAUCAUCAAUGUAGCACCUGUCUAUAAGUAUUGAAUUUCUUUGAAAUAUUUCUGAUUUUGAAAACCUGGUAUAAAUAAAAUUAAUUUAAACAUC
Colius striatus (speckled mousebird) is the source of this 4138-nucleotide messenger RNA. It is a transcript of the gene CFL2, whose product is annotated as cofilin 2. The coding region runs from base 167 to 667 and encodes 166 amino acids. Gene Ontology annotation, cellular component: actin cortical patch; actin cytoskeleton; cytoplasm. NCBI's taxonomy places the organism in Eukaryota, Metazoa, Chordata, Aves, Coliiformes, Coliidae. Gene Ontology annotation, molecular function: actin filament binding. The record is from RefSeq and is a predicted model, not a curated record. Gene Ontology annotation, biological process: cell motility; actin filament severing; actin filament fragmentation. The transcript is spliced from 4 exons.